Arabidopsis thaliana (thale cress) is the source of this 1773-nucleotide messenger RNA. It is a transcript of the gene ARI13, whose product is annotated as RING/U-box superfamily protein. The coding region runs from base 119 to 1729 and encodes 536 amino acids. The record is from RefSeq and is marked reviewed. Lineage: Eukaryota; Viridiplantae; Streptophyta; Magnoliopsida; Brassicales; Brassicaceae. Gene Ontology annotation, biological process: protein ubiquitination. Gene Ontology annotation, molecular function: ubiquitin protein ligase activity; zinc ion binding; ubiquitin-protein transferase activity. The transcript is spliced from 3 exons.
GGUAAAACCCUAAAAAGUUGAAACAGAAAUCAUCUAGAGACGAUUAAGAGAAAACUAAGAACGAUAACUCUCGCCUUCGAUUCUUUUUGUUGAUUGAGGCGCAAGCUACCUGCACACAAUGGAGAACAAUCGAGAGGGACCAUACUCUGUUCUAACGAGAGAUCAACUUAAAGGAAAUAUGAAGAAGCAGAUCGCCGAAAUCUCUGAGAUCUUCUCGUUAUCAAAACCCGAUGCGACCGUACUCCUCAUGUUUCUCCGAUGGGACUCUCAUGAAGUUUCUGAGUUUUUGGUUGAAAACAACGAAAAAGUCUUGUCGGAAUCAGGUUUGAAACCAGUGGUAGUUGAUCCGAAUCAAGACUUAUAUAAGAUUUCUUCUUGUGGGAUUUGCUUUAAGACUUGUGAUGAUGGUGAUUACUUAAUCUCCACGCCCUUUUGCUCUCACAUGUUCUGCAAAUCUUGUUGGAGAAAGUAUCUUGAAAAGAAUUUCUACUUGGUGGAGAAAACCCAAACUCGAAUCUCUUGUCCUCAUGGAGCUUGUCAAGCCGCGGUUGGACCGGACACGAUUCAGAAGCUAACCGUAUGUGAUCAAGAGAUGUACGUGGAGUAUAUUCUGAGAUCUUACAUUGAGGGAAACAAGGUAUUGGAGAUCAAAUACUGUCCUGCACAGGAUUGCAAUUACGUCAUUGAGUUUCAUCAGAAGAAUCAUGAUGGUGCUGAUCAGGAAGACUAUGGCUUCAACGUGGUGUGUCUCUGUGGUCAUAUCUUCUGCUGGAGAUGCAUGCUUGAGUCACACAAACCAGUGACCUGCAACAACGCGUCUGAUUGGUUGUUUCGAGACCUAAAUAGCUUAUCGAAGGAAUCAGGUGAAAAGCCAUUGAGCCUCUCCUCGUUCGAAACCAGAGAAAAGACUUACCCUCUCUCCUCGAUCAAAGCCACCAAGAAAGUUUGCCCUCAUUGUCUUCGUCCUGCGGAUCUUGGUACUAAACAAUACCUCCGGUUCUUGACUUGUGCCUGCAACGGUCGUUUCUGCUGGAAGUGUAUGCAGCCAGAGGAAGCCCACAAAACGGAAUCAGGAUUCUAUAAAUUCUGUAAUGUAUCGAUGACAUUCGAGGGAAGAGCACCCAAGACACUCGAGGGAAGAGCAGAACCGGAGAAUUCGUGCGUGGGACUCUGGAAGGCGAGUGAGGUUUCACUGAAGCAAGCUAAAUCUGAUCUACAAGCUUUUGAGGAGUCCAACAUCAAGAAUCCAAGUGACUUGACCGAGAAAGACUUUACCAUUAUAAGAAAAGGAUUGAUGCUGAUUGUCCAAUGCAGGCAAGUCCUUAAAUGGAGCUGUGUAUAUGAUUACUUACAUGCAGAGUAUGAGAUGUCGAAGAGGGAGUACCUGCGAUUCCUGCAAGCAGACGCGACCUCACUGGUGGAGAGUUUCUCAAAGACGCUAAAUGAGGAGAUAGGAAGAGCCUCGUCAGCUACUUAUGAAAAUUUUUGUUGCGUCAAGCAUAAGGUAACCAUUGAGACAAGCAACAUUGGGAACUACUUUUAUCAUUUCAUCAAGACUUUACAAGAAGGUUUGGAUGACGUGAAGGUGAAGUCCUACGACGACUAUGGUGGUCUUUUUUGGCUCUGUGAUCGCUGCACAUAUGGAAACACUUGGUUCCAUAAAGAGUGUUUGAUGUGCAGUGAUGAUAUUGCAGCUCGUGUGGAUCUAAGUGAUAUGUCUCUUAAUUAACUAAGGGAGCUCUAAUGGAUUAAGAAUUUUAAUUGUUUUGGUGG